GUCCUACUUUGGCGAGGAUGACUGGCGGCGGGUAAUACCAGUAAGUCUAGUGUUGUGAUUUGUCCUGCGGACAGAGGUGGCCGGCAUACUGCGGAGGUCACUGGCUGCGGGCCAAUAUGUUAAGAAGAUGGAGAUGCACCUAAUAGCCAGCUACUUAAAGGCGAACGGAAAUUUGGUUUCGAGCGGCCAGGUUAAGCAUAGCUACCUCUUUUGUUGGCUCUCACACAAUCCGCUGAUCUGCAAGGCGGUGCCGUCGUGGCUUGCGUCCGUCGAACAUUUGUCCAAAAACUUAUUGUCCUGCAGAGCUCAGACUUACUGGGGCCCGAAUAAGUGCCUGGACAGACCAAGUUUGGUCGAGAUAUACAGCGAUAAUGAGAUAUUGGUCCAAGUGGUUAUGACGCCCAACGAGGAACUACUCCUGUGCAAAAGCUAAAGAAGGCGCAGCUUAUAAUUCGGGAUAGUAGCAGCAAGCAGUAUGUCAUAUGGUCGGAAUUGCGACACGACCUGGAUGUGCUUUACGGUCUCUACGGCUUCAAUUACACCAUUUAUGUGGUGGAUCAGCGAAAGAAAGUAAGCGAUCUUCAGGUAAUUAAUAAGUUUGAACGGCAAGCUAUUUGUUUUGACUGGCAGCACGAAUGUACUUAGUCAGGGACUGGAAUUGAAUGCAUUUCGAUUCCUUUCGAUGCCAUGUUCUAAUUUUGCUAACCGUCUGGAACCCAAUAUUUACUGAGAACCCCAAAGGGUCACAGCCUAUUGUAGGUGU
Messenger RNA from Drosophila montana, 763 nucleotides. Its product is annotated as isoleucine--tRNA ligase, cytoplasmic-like. Bases 128 to 433 code for a protein of 101 amino acids. The record is from RefSeq and is a predicted model, not a curated record. Gene Ontology annotation, molecular function: isoleucine-tRNA ligase activity. NCBI's taxonomy places the organism in Eukaryota, Metazoa, Arthropoda, Insecta, Diptera, Drosophilidae. Gene Ontology annotation, biological process: isoleucyl-tRNA aminoacylation. The transcript has 2 exons.